CAGCCUCUGCGGUCAACACUUGCAGCUACAACAUCAAGAAAUGUAUCGUGGAAGCUCCUCUUACUCUUCUGGUGGCAGAGGUGCAACAAGGAGACAAUAUGAGUACGGGAGGACAUACGUAGUGAGGCCCAAGGGGAGACACCGAGCCACCAUUGUCUGGCUUCAUGGUUUAGGUGAUAAUGGAGCAAGCUCUUCUCAGCUCCUGGAAAAUCUUCCGCUGCCGAAUAUCAAGUGGAUAUGCCCUACAGCUCCUGUUCGGCCUGUUGCUGCAUUCGGUGGAUUUUCCUGCACAGCCUGGUUCAACGUUUGGGACAUCGCACAGGAUGGCCCUGAUGACACUGAGGGAAUUGAUGCUUCAGCAGUGCACAUCGCAAAUCUUUUGUCAUCUGAGCCACCUGAUGCAAAACUUGGCAUUGGCGGGUUCAGUAUGGGUGCCGCAACUGCUCUGUACUCUGCUACUUGCUUUGCAUAUGGAAGAUUUGGAAAUGGAGCUCUUUACCCCAUAAACCUCAGCUCCAUUGUAAGCCUUAGUGGUUGGCUUCCAUGUUCAAGGAGCUUGAAGAGUAAGAUGGAAAGCUCCCAAGAAGCCACAAGGAUAGCUGCCUUCUUGCCAAUUUUGAUCUGCCAUGGAAGAGGGGAUGGAGUAGUUCCCUACAAACAAGGUGAAAAAUCUGCAGAGAUGUUAAGGAUGUCUGGGUUUAGAAAUCUUACAUUUAAGGCAUACAAUGGAGUUGAACACUAUACAGUGCCUGAAGAGAUGGAUGCUGUCUGCAAGUGGCUUACUGCAAGGCUGCGGCUGGACGGCUCUCGUUAGCCUUUCAACGGCAUUCUCACUAAGAUUUUAUCAAGCCAGAAAUAAGGAUAUUCCAGUAUUUUAAGAACUAGUGAGGUAGUGAGAGUGAUGAGUUAUUGCGCAGUAUGAUGCUUGCUGUAGUGUUAUCUUUCUACUGAAUGAUGAGAGUUCUAUUGGUUGCGUAUAA
This is a messenger RNA of Zingiber officinale, 980 nucleotides long. RefSeq names its product acyl-protein thioesterase 2-like. The record is from RefSeq and is a predicted model, not a curated record. The transcript is spliced from 9 exons. Bases 41 to 814 code for a protein of 257 amino acids. Gene Ontology annotation, molecular function: hydrolase activity. Lineage: Eukaryota; Viridiplantae; Streptophyta; Magnoliopsida; Zingiberales; Zingiberaceae.